This is a messenger RNA of Melanotaenia boesemani (Boeseman's rainbowfish), 1032 nucleotides long. RefSeq lists its product as uncharacterized. Bases 25 to 1032 code for a protein of 335 amino acids. The record is from RefSeq and is a predicted model, not a curated record. The transcript has 3 exons. Lineage: Eukaryota; Metazoa; Chordata; Actinopteri; Atheriniformes; Melanotaeniidae. Gene Ontology annotation, molecular function: nucleic acid binding.
ACUUUGAAAAGAUUCUGCAAGAAAAUGCAUCUAUUCCGCCGAAAGAACCAGACUGACUUAGGCGAAAUCGCUGCUUUUGUUGAGGGGGAAAUGGCUGGAAGUGGUCGACUGCAGGGUUAUAGAUGGAUGCAUCAGCGGGCCAUUCAGAAGGGUUUUGUGGUUUCUCAAGAAAAAAUCCGGCUGAUAAUUAAGACACUAGAUCCAGAAGGAGUCGACCGGCGGCGAGCACGGCGUCUCCGACGCCGGCAGUACUCCUGCAGAGGCCCAAACGCUUUAUGGCAUAUGGAUUCAUAUGAUAAACUAAAGCCCUAUGGUAUUGCCAUCAACGGGUGCAUCGAUGGAUUUAGUCGUCACAUAAUGUGGAUGGAAGCAUAUACAACUAACAGCAAUCCAAAGGUAAUUGCUGAUUACUUUAUCAAUACUGUAAUAAGCAUUGGAGGCUGUCCGCAGCGGCUAAGAGCAGACCCUGGUACGGAAAAUGGACACGUCAGGGACAUGCAGAUGUUCCUCCGGAGAAAUCACACGGACCAUCAUGCGGGAGAUGGAAGCUUCCUUUACGGAUGCAGCACUGCCAAUCAACGGAUAGAAUCAUGGUGGGGGAUCCUGCGUAAACAGAGUGUGCAGUUUUGGAUGGACAUACUUCAGACCCUCAAAGAUGACGGGCUCUUCUCAGGGGACUGUCUGGACAAAUCAUUGGUUCAGUUCUGCUUCCUCAACCUCAUCCAGGAUGAACUUGAUGAGGUUGUCAGAACAUGGAAUACACACCAGAUAAGAUCAAAACCGACCCAUGGUGUACAGAAAGGAAGGCCCAUUCUCAUGUACUCUAUGCCACAGCUCUGUGCAGCAGAGGACAGACUCCAGAGUGUACUACCUGAGGAGGUUGCUGUUUGCAAGGAGGAGUGCAUCCCAAAAGGACAGUACCCCUGUGAUGAAACUGUUUUUGAGCUUUGCGUUCUCCUAAUGGAUGAAAAUGCUUGGAAUAGUCCUGGGGAUGCAUACCAUGCCAUGGAACUGCAGUUUGACAUGACCUAA